Pocillopora damicornis (cauliflower coral) is the source of this 1944-nucleotide messenger RNA. RefSeq lists its product as uncharacterized. Lineage: Eukaryota; Metazoa; Cnidaria; Anthozoa; Scleractinia; Pocilloporidae. The record is from RefSeq and is a predicted model, not a curated record.
GAAGAAAAACAGCAACACAACCUCUUGUUAGAACUCCGCGAAGCGACCCAUGAUCUUCGCUUACAAAAUAUCAUCAAAAUUGUUUAGUGGAAAGGUGGUGAGAAGGAAAUCAUAUACAACUGGUAAAAUUGUUUGAUUUAGCUUCAAAUACUCAGAAGUAAAAUGGUGACAAAUGUAUGCCAGAGAGUAAAGAAAAUUGAGGGGAGAUCUUAGGCGUCGAAGAGAUAAAGUGUGCGUAUUUACUUUCAGGGUUGAGUGUCACGACAAAAUCAGCAAUUUUGUGCGCAGAAAUCGCCGUGGUCUUAAAGAUAUCCACAAAUCUCCAACGAAAACUACCAAAUUCUCCAAGCUUGUAACUUUAGCGAAAGAAUGCUUUACAGUGACUAGGUAGCUGCUUCCUUCAAACGAUGAUCUCAUCCCCAUAGUACCUGUUAGUUUCAAUAAAUUGUCAUGCCCAUUGAGCAUGCAUUGUGUUUCUUCAUAACAACCUGUCAGUUGUCACUCCAGAACGGCUUUUGGCUAGGAAAAUCCCUCGCUCCGUCAGGAAAGGGGCGGACAGUUCUUACCAAUAAAGUCCUCGCUAUGCUUUGCUUGUUAAAGUUGUUCAGUGACUUAAAGAUUCCUGUUAGGCUCCUUUGAUUCAAAGUGAGGGGUAAAGCUCUUCCAAGGAACCUAAACACAAACCACACCUCGACGUUUGUAACCAGCACAACGUUUAUGUCGUGGGUUACAACAUUCGAACACAACGGUGGAGUGCAAGAAGGCUACUUUGGCCCUGGUAUGGGGUCAUGUUCUGAUUAGUCUCGCCUCGAUCUUGAUUUCUGAAGCGGUAAUCACGGGUGGAGGAAUUCUGGGAUGCAAGCCAUGCGCAAUAGAUGACUGCAAAAACGAAACAAACUGUCCUCUUGGUUUCGUUAUGGAUGUCUGUAAUUGUUGUACCAAAUGUCUUCGGGUUAACGGUCAGACUUGUGGUGGCAAGGGUUAUGUCGUCGGCCGCUGUGCAAAGGGAUUAAAAUGCAAUUUAGCUAGUGCUUCUUAUCAGCAUCCUGUAGGAAUUUGCAUCUCACUUAUCAAACCCACUUCUCGACCAGCUCAAAAACUCUUAAUAGACAGGCCUAUUAACGGCGGGGAAAAUUUUCCUCGACAAGACAUUCCAGGUAGUAAUCACCGAAAAGAGGGGAACGAUUUACCAGGUGAUGAUGCGAAAUAUUACGUUCACCCAAACGGAAUGUGGAGUAUACACACUGUUAAAAUUCAAGAUGAUAUUGCAGCGAGUAAAGUGGAACCCAAUGCGAUGAAUUCAACAGGGAACAAAACACAUGAUCAGGCACUGCACAAGAAAUCCACCAAAGCUUCGGUACAAGAUUCGAUUCCAGAUGUCACUCCAGCGGUGAUUUUCGUGGCUGCAAGUGGAGCCAUAUUUUUAUGUCUAAUUGGUCUGCUAUUUCUCCCCAUUGCGCGAAAAAGAGGAAACGCGCAAACCUCGCAAACAAAUUUACAAUGAAAAGGAAUGCUGAAUUUAGCAAUUUUGUAGCCUAAACAAGUCAUUCAAAUGUUUUUAACAACAAGGUGCACGUGAUAGUCGCAAGGGCAAUAGCAAAAAGCCCUUCAGAAACAUCUAUUCAUCUGAAUUUCGCCUUCAAGCUUAGAUGACUAGUGGAAGGACCUCAUCCCUGUCGAUCUAGUUCUGUUCAAAACAGUCUUAAUAUUUCAAUGUAAAUUUGUCAAAUGAUGAGUCCCAUGUUAUCCGGUCCGAAGUUACCUUCAGAGUUUCAAAAAAGAAACCAAAAACAAUCCUAUGCGCUCGUCCCGAAUUUUAGUAAGUCCCAAAGCGCUAGUUUUCAUUUCUUCAUUCGUUUGAUUGAGUGAAUUUCCUGGACCCUAUUUGUAUGUAGAAUUGAAGCGUCAAGCCUUGAGAAUGAAUAAAUACAGAAGUCACGUGAA